Messenger RNA from Lottia gigantea (owl limpet), 1446 nucleotides. RefSeq lists its product as hypothetical. NCBI's taxonomy places the organism in Eukaryota, Metazoa, Mollusca, Gastropoda, Lottiidae. Gene Ontology annotation, molecular function: (S)-2-(5-amino-1-(5-phospho-D-ribosyl)imidazole-4-carboxamido) succinate lyase (fumarate-forming) activity; N6-(1,2-dicarboxyethyl)AMP AMP-lyase (fumarate-forming) activity. Gene Ontology annotation, cellular component: cytosol. Gene Ontology annotation, biological process: 'de novo' AMP biosynthetic process. The record is from RefSeq and is a predicted model, not a curated record. Bases 1 to 1446 code for a protein of 481 amino acids. The transcript is spliced from 13 exons.
AUGGCUUCUCAAGUCGAUCAUAACAAAUACAAUUCGCCCUUGGUGUCACGUUAUGCCAGUAAGGAUAUGAUCUACAAUUUUAGCGACCAGAAAAAGUUUUCUACUUGGAGACGUUUGUGGACUUUCCUUGCUAAAGCCGAAAAGGAGCUAGGUUUAGAUAUUAGUGAUGAUCAGAUAAAAGAAAUGGAGGAGAAUAUUGAGAAGAUAGAUUUUAUCAAGGCUGCUGAAGAAGAGAAAAAGACUCGCCAUGAUGUAAUGGCUCACGUUCACACAUUUGGUAUUUGUUCUCCUAAGGCUGAUGGUAUUAUUCAUCUUGGUACUACGUCAGCUUAUGUAGGAGAUAACACUGAUAUCAUUGUGAUGAGAGAUGCAUUUGAUUUAUUAUUACCUAAAUUAGCAAGGUGUAUUCAAAGAUUGUCUCAUUUCGCCAACCAGUUUAAAGAUCUGCCUUGUCUAUCUUAUACACAUUUACAACCUGCUCAGCUAUGUACAGUGGGAAAAAGGGCGUGUAUCUGGUUGCAAGAUCUUCUCAUGGAUUUAAGAAAUUUAGAAAGAGCUCAAAAAGAUUUAAGAUUCCGUGGUGUUAAGGGUACAACAGGAACUCAAGCUAGUUUUCUGGCUCUAUUUGAUGGGGAUAUAGAUAUGGUGCAUAAAUUGGAUGAUCUGGUAACACAAUAUGCAGGAUUUAAAAGCCAUUUCUUAAUUUGUGGGCAAACUUACACUAGGAAAGUUGAUAUAGAUUGUCUUUCUACCUUAGCCAGUUUGGGAUCAUCAGUUCAUAAGAUUUGCACUGAUAUAAGAUUAUUGGCUAAUUUUAAAGAAAUUGAAGAACCUUUUGAAAAAGAGCAAAUUGGAUCCAGUGCUAUGCCGUAUAAGAGAAAUCCUAUGCGAAGUGAAAGAUGUUGUGCGUUGUCCAGACAUUUAAUGUGUUUAAUACAAGAUCCAUUGAUGACACAAUCAGUUCAGUGGAUGGAGAGAUCGUUAGAUGAUAGUGCCAAUAGGAGAAUAAGUAUAGCUGAAUCAUUUUUAACUGCAGAUUGUUUACUAGGAACUUUACAGAAUAUAUUUGAAGGUUUAGUUGUUUAUCCCAAGGUGAUAGAAAGAAGAGUAAAACAAGAGUUACCAUUCAUGGCUACAGAAAAUAUUAUAAUGGCUAUGGUUAAAGCAGGAGCAAAUAGACAAGUAUGUCAUGAAGAAAUAAGAGUUUUAUCUCAAGAAGCUGGUCAAGUGGUCAAACAACAAGGUUUAGAUAAUGAUUUAGUAGAACGUAUUAAAAAAUCUGAUUAUUUUAAACCAAUACAUAAACAUUUAGAUAGUCUGUUAGAUCCUUCUACCUUUACAGGCUUGGCACCUCUUCAGGUGAGCCAGUUUAUAACAGAAGAAGUAGAACCAGCUAUUAAAACCUAUUCUAAAUGUAUGGAAGGGAAAUCUGUAUUAAUUUUAUAA